Messenger RNA from Echinops telfairi (small Madagascar hedgehog), 2519 nucleotides. It is a transcript of the gene ITGB6, whose product is annotated as integrin subunit beta 6. The transcript has 16 exons. Gene Ontology annotation, biological process: integrin-mediated signaling pathway; cell adhesion mediated by integrin; cell migration. Gene Ontology annotation, cellular component: cell surface; integrin alphav-beta6 complex; focal adhesion. Lineage: Eukaryota; Metazoa; Chordata; Mammalia; Afrosoricida; Tenrecidae. The record is from RefSeq and is a predicted model, not a curated record. The coding region runs from base 106 to 2472 and encodes 788 amino acids. Gene Ontology annotation, molecular function: integrin binding.
CUUCUUUACCUGUCCAAGUAGCCUCUGUUUUCAUUUCAGUCUUAAUGAAAACCUUUUUACUUACGUCUCAAGUUUCUUUUCAGAGCAGUCGAGAAGUGAACACGGAUGGGGAUUGAACGGCUUUGCCUGUUCUUUCUAUUUCUAGGAAGGAAUGCUCACGUUCAAGGGGGCUGUGCCCUGGGAGGUGCAGAGACCUGUGAAGACUGCUUGCUCACUGGACCUCAGUGUGCCUGGUGCUCUCAGGAGAAUUUUACGCAUGCAUCUGGAGCAGGUGACAGGUGUGACACCCCAGCCAAUCUUUUUGCUAAAGGCUGUCAAUUAACCUUCAUCGAAAAUCCCAGUUCCCAAGUACAAAUACUGAAAGAUAAGCCUCUCAGUGUUGGAAGGCAGAAAAACAGCUCCGACAUUGUUCAGAUUACACCUCAGAGCUUGGUUCUUAAAUUAAGACCAGGUGGUGAGCAGACCCUGCAGGUGCACGUCCGCCAGACCGAGGACUACCCAGUGGACUUGUAUUACCUCAUGGACCUCUCCGCCUCCAUGGAUGACGACCUGCACACAAUUAAAGAGCUCGGCUCCCUGCUCUCUAAAGAGAUGUCUAAAUUAACUAGCAACUUUAGACUUGGCUUUGGCUCCUUUGUGGAAAAACCCGUCUCCCCUUUUAUGAAAACAACACCAGAAGAAAUCGCCAACCCUUGCAGUAGUAUUCCAUACUUCUGUUUACCCACAUUUGGAUUCAAGCAUAUUUUACCAUUGACGAAUGAUGCUGAAAGAUUCAAUGAAAUUGUGAGGAAUCAGAAAAUUUCUGCUAAUAUUGACACACCUGAAGGUGGAUUUGAUGCAAUUAUGCAAGCUGCCGUGUGCCAGGAAAAAAUCGGCUGGCGGAACGACUCUCUCCACCUCCUGGUCUUUGUGAGCGAUGCAGACUCUCAUUUUGGGAUGGACAGCAAACUGGCAGGCAUUGUCAUCCCUCAUGAUGGGCUCUGUCACUUGGACAGCAAAAAUGAGUACUCCAUGUCAACCGUCCUGGAAUAUCCAACGAUCGGACAACUCAUCGAUAAGCUAGUGCAACACAACAUGUUAUUGAUCUUUGCCGUGACCCAAGAACAAGUUCAUUUAUAUGAGAACUACGCAAAACUCAUUCCUGGAGCUACGGUGGGGCUGCUCCAGAAGGACUCGGGAAACAUUCUCCAGCUGAUCAUCUCGGCCUAUGAGGAGCUGCGGUCCGAGGUAGAACUGGAAGUUUUGGGAGAUACGGAGGGCCUCAACCUGUCAUUCACCGCGAUCUGCAACAAUCGCACCCUCUUCCCACACCAGAAGAAAUGCUCUCACAUGAAGGUGGGAGACAUAGCUUUCUUCAAUGUGACAGUGAGCAUACCGAACUGCGAGAAGAAAAGCAGGCACCUCACCAUAAAGCCCGUGGGCCUGGGCGACACCCUGGAGAUCCUUGUCUAUCCAGAAUGCAGCUGUGACUGUCAGAAAGAAGUAGAAGUGAACAGCUCCAAAUGUCACCACGGGAAUGGCUCCUUCCAGUGUGGGGUGUGUGCCUGCCACCAGGGCCACAUGGGUCCUCACUGCGAGUGUGGUGAGGACAUGUUGAGCACAGAGUCCUGCCAGGAAGCCCCAGACAAACCCUCGUGCAGCGGAAGGGGCGACUGCUACUGUGGGCAGUGUAUCUGCCACCUGUCUCCCUACGGAAACAUCUACGGGCCUUACUGCCAAUGUGACAACUUCUCCUGCGUGAGGCACAAAGGGCUGCUCUGCGGAGGUCACGGCGAGUGUGAGUGUGGCGAGUGCGCGUGCAAAGGCGGCUGGACGGGCGAGUACUGUAACUGUACCACGGGCACCGACUCCUGCCUCUCCGAAGACGGGGUGCUCUGCAGUGCGCGAGGGGACUGCGUUUGCGGCAAGUGUGUGUGCACGAACCCCGGAGCCUCAGGGCCAGCCUGUGAGCGCUGCCCUACCUGUGGGGACCCCUGUAACUCUAAAAGGAGCUGCGUUGAAUGCCACUUGUCUGCGGAUGGCCAGUCCCAAGAAGAAUGUGUUGACAAAUGCAAGCUAGCUGGUGUGACCAUCGGUGAAGAAGAAGAUUUCUCAAAGGAUAGUUCUGUGUUCUGCUCUCUGCAAGGAGAAAAUGAAUGCCUCAUUACAUUCCUAAUAACUACAGAUAACGAGGGGAAAGCCGUCGUGCACAGCAUCAACGAGAAAGAUUGUCCAGAACCUCCCAACAUCCCCAUGAUCAUGCUGGGGGUUUCCCUGGCUAUUCUUCUCAUUGGGAUUGUCCUACUGUGCAUUUGGAAGCUGCUGGUGUCACUUCAUGAUCGGAAAGAAGUAGCCAAAUUUGAGGCAGAACGAUCAAAGGCCAAGUGGCAGACGGGAACCAAUCCACUGUACAGAGGCUCCACCAGUACCUUUAAAAAUGUGACCUAUAAACACAGAGAAAGGCAAAAGGUGGACCUUUUCACAGAUGGGUAGGCCUAUUUCAUGCACAUGAAACGUCUGUCUCACUGAUAGGAAAUAUU